CACUGACUGGCAGCACUGAUAGGUGGCACUGAUUGGCAUUGAUAGGCGGCACUGAUGCGCACUGAUAGGCGACAAUGACUGGCACUGAUUGGCAGCACUGAUAGGUGGCACUGACUGGCACUGAUGGUUGACAUUGAAAGGCAGCUCAGAUGGGCACUGAUAUGUGGCACUGGCAUAAGGCACUGAUGGACUCUGACAGGUGGCACUUCUGGGGCCACACUGAUCAUCAGUGCCCUGAUGAUCACUGUCAGCAUGACAGCUCGAGGGGAGAGAAAUGCCGAUAACCGGCAUUUCCGUGUUUACAUGUGAUCAUCUGUGAUUGGA
Molecule: messenger RNA, 324 nt
Organism: Staurois parvus
Lineage: Eukaryota; Metazoa; Chordata; Amphibia; Anura; Ranidae
Source: the annotation of a GenBank genome assembly